Messenger RNA from Adineta ricciae, 1122 nucleotides. Lineage: Eukaryota; Metazoa; Rotifera; Eurotatoria; Adinetida; Adinetidae. The record is from the annotation of a GenBank genome assembly.
AUGGAAAGCAACUUAACCAAACGUCGUCCGUCGAUUGUACCGGGUUAUCUUCCGGAUCUAUCGAACAUUCGAGCACCCUCGGUCGAAACUGUGAAAGAAGAGGAGGAUCGCUCAAGUAAAUAUUCUUCGUCAACUUCCAUUGAAUCUCUACCAUCGAUAACCAAUUACGAAACAAAACCAUAUCUGACAAUCAGAAAACUUCAAUAUGAAAAUCCUGCGAUUGGUCAAACAACGCAUACAUCUAUGGCACACACGCAUGGCAUAUGUGUUCUGAACACUGAAGCUGAAGAAAUUAUUGCCUGUGAUCACUAUAACAAUCGAUUGUUGAUGUUCAAUUCGAAUGAUAAUGGAAAUUUGUUACAAAUAUUUCGUGGCGAUCUCGCUACACCGGAGUGUGUGACACCACGACCAAACUAUCGACAGCAAAUAUAUGUGACCAAAGCACAUUCAAUUUCUCUAUACGAUUUAGAAAAGAAAACGUUUAUACAAAAGUUAGGCAUAGAAGAAAGUGGUCAUGCGAAUAACCGAUUUAAUUCUCCAACUGGAAUUGUUGUCGAUCCCGAUAAUGGCGAGAUUUACAUGUGUGAUACGUGGAAUCAUCGAAUCUGUGUGUUUUCACCUGAUUUUCGUUAUGUUAAUCGUCGAUGGUAUCUAACUCGUUGGGAACAAACUCAACACAAAGUCAAACCGAACUUUAUCGCAAUUAAUGGAAAGAACCAAUGCGUCGUGACAUGUGAUGACGCUCCUAAUUACCGUGGUGCUGUCUACGUCUUUGAUAAGAUGGGCUACAUUCAAAAGAUCUAUGAUCACGAGUCGCGUAAAUAUCCAAAUAGCGAAGCUAAACUUCAUGUUCCACAUGGGAUUUUACUCGACGAUCAAGGAAAUUGGCUGACAGUCUGUUACUCCGAUCCGGAAUCGCGUUUGGUUGAAAGACGAGAAAAGUCGCAUGGAAAUGGUGAACACGAGUUGAUCACUUAUUGGUGCUGUAAAGAAUUGAAAGGGCCUAGUGCACUGGCAAUGAAACGUGACCAUACUUUAAUUAUCGGUGAUCGGGAUGAGAAUUCAAUCUAUCUCUUUAAACAAAAUGUCGCGGAACGCGGGAACCAUCACUUACAUAUUUAA